This is a messenger RNA of Notothenia coriiceps (black rockcod), 5609 nucleotides long. It is a transcript of the gene tex2, whose product is annotated as testis expressed 2. Gene Ontology annotation, molecular function: lipid binding. The transcript is spliced from 14 exons. Gene Ontology annotation, cellular component: endoplasmic reticulum. The coding region runs from base 503 to 3982 and encodes 1159 amino acids. The record is from RefSeq and is a predicted model, not a curated record. Lineage: Eukaryota; Metazoa; Chordata; Actinopteri; Perciformes; Nototheniidae.
CCGUGACGCAAUUCACACUCUCCUGCUGCAACACAUUAAAAUAUGAACCGCCAGGGUUCCGACGUGAGGAUGCUUCUUUUGGGUGUCAUUGUCAUUUUAAAUUGUGAGUAGAGAGGGGGGUGUCGCUGUCUGAACACCACCCAUUCACCAAAACAACACACGGGAUCAGCGUCUCUUUGACAGAUCUCGCUGUCGGUCCGCACCUCUCGCUGGGUGCACCCUCCGCAGGCUCCGGACACAGAAAGCUCUCCGCGCAGGGAUCCUCAUCGCAUUACGCACAUUUGAAGCCAGGAUGCAGAGCAAACCAGUGGCCUGUACAUGAAGAUGCGAUAACUACGCUGUGUGGAGCAUUGGAAGACAUCUGUGGAGCAACUGUGGCUCAUGUCCAUCUAUGGUGCUGUGAAGUGCACAGGGAUGCUAGCACCAUGAGUGCAGGUUGUGUUGCAAGAGGAGAUUGAAUGCUUCUUUAAUCUCAAGGCUGUGAGCCCUGUGCAGGCUGGUGAUGAGCAGUCAGGGCAGCAGCAGCUGGGGAAAUGGCCAGCAUGCUGACACCCCUCCACCUCGCCACGCCCCUGGACCCAAGCUGCAGGUGCAGCGCUCCCUCUCUCGUGACACCAUCACCAUCCACUUCUCUGCUCUGGGGAAGGAGGAAGACGACGAGGAAGAGGAGCUCUAUGGCGUACCUCUUGAAUCUAAAUCUGAGCUUGAUGUUGAAGGGGCUGAUGUUCCGCCUGUCCUCAAGGGCUUGGAGGCAAGUGAGGAGCUUCUGUUUGAAUCUGCUGGAAUGGAGACUUCCUCUGGAGCUGCUCUACUUCCUGUUUCCUCCACCACCCUGUCUGCAGAGCCUGCAGAGCUUCCCCCACACACACCUUCUCCAGCUAUGACUAUUACCCCAACCGCCACACACCCCCACCUGAGCUCCACCCCCCCUGCCAGCUCAUCCUGGCCCUCUGAACGACCCUCCGCCAACCUCCCAUCCUCGGGCUCCUCCUCCCCUUCCAAGUCUGCAGCGAUGUCCUCCUCCAAGCCUUUCCUCAGCCUGGUCAGGUCCUUGUCCAACGACGUUGAGUCUCGCGAGACUACUCCUCCACCUCCAACUACACCAUCGCACGCCAGGCACCGUCACUUAAUGAAAUCUUUUGUCAAGUCUCUUUCCACGGACACUUCAAAGGCCGAACAUCAGGAAGGGCCUCUUCAAGUGCAGCCAUCCCAGCGGCCUCCACCUCGCAACAUGCAGCUCUUCAAACAGUUCUCCCAGCCUCGCUUAUGCUCCAGCCCCGUCGUUGUCACUAAAGCUGGUGGAGACUCCAAAACUGCUCCUUCUUCCCCCAUAAUGUCCCCAGAUGGAAGAUCUUUCUUCAAGGUCCAAGAGGUGGAGGCCAGGAUCGAGGAUACCAAGCGACGGCUUUCAGAGGUGAUGUCCGACCCCCUGCAGCUCUUCAGUAAGAUCAUGGGGGAUGAGUCUGGUGGAGGAGCUGCAGGAAGUGCCGCUCAUCGUGCCAAAUCGCUGUCCUCCAGCGCGUCAGAGCUCAGCGGAGCGACCACGGUGAAUGGACACACGGAAGGGAACAACAACUAUAGCAUCAAGGAGGAGGAAGGGGCAGAAGAGGAAGAAACAGGCAAGGGUCCAGAUUCUGUUUUGUUCUCCUUCCCAUCGCUGGCCCCUGCCCCCGCCCAGGCCUCCUCCUCCUCCACUUUCGCCAGGUCUCCCUCUCUCACUCUGGGCCGCUGCUCCAUGUCGGCACUGGUAGCCCGACAGGAAGACGAGGACUUCUGCGAACUGUACAGUGAAGACUUUGAGUUGUGUACCGACACAGAAACGCCAGAAGGGGAUCGCCCAGGCUCCCAGCAGCCCCACACUGGUAGCACUGGGCUGUGUAGUGAACUUGACACAGAGGAGGAGGAGAAAGAGAAGGAGGAGUUGGAGACUUUGCCAGUGACUUGCCUCAUCUUCCUUACACAGUUGGUGUACUGCUAUAUAAUCCUUCCAGUGCCUCCAUAUGUAUGUUCGGUGGUGCAUGGGAUAGUAGCUGGGUUCAUGUUGGCCUUGCUGGUCCUCUGGCUGUCCUCUCCUCGAGGCUCGUCAUCGGGGACGAGGAAAGGAAGGGGAAGGAUGGAUCAUUGGAAUGUUGCCCAGCUGGAUAUCAAAGAGCCAGGAACCUUCAAGGGCUGGAUGAAUGAGAUCCACUGCUACGACCCGGAGAUGUACCACGCCACUUUGACCCACUCUGUUUACGUCCGUCUAGAGGGCUCUGUGCUGCGUCUCUCCAAACCCAACCGGAACAUUUCCCGCCGUGCCACACACAACGAGCCUAAACCUGACAUCACUUACAUCAGCCAGAAGAUCUAUGACCUGACGGACAGCAAGAUCAACUUGGUGCCCCAAAGCUUGGCUAGGAAGAGAGUUUGGAACAAGAAGUAUCCCAUUUGCAUUGAGUUGGCUAAGCAGGAGGACUUCAUGUCCAAGACCCAGGUAGAGAAGUCUGAUGCUGGGGAGGAGAAACUAGCAACGCUGGGUGAGAAGCUCGAACGAAGUGAGUCAGAGUUGGUAUCGGGAUCAAGCUCAACAGAGGAACCCAAAAAAACAACUUCUGCAGGCGGGGAACUGACAAUCUACUUGUUUGGGAGGACGGGUCGGGAAAAAGAAGAGUGGUUCCGGAGAUUUCUUCUAGCGUCCCGAAUAAAGGCAGAGGGGAAAGGUGUCAGUCUGCCUGGCAUCUGCAAGAGUGCCUUCUUGUCCACCCACAGCCGCAGUAGCAGCCCCCAAUUGGGUGGAGGCCUGGAGGCUGACAGCAGGAGCAGCAGCCGGGGGAGCCUGGAGGAGCUGUCGCAGCUCCGCCACAGAGACCCCUCCUCUGCUCUCACCUGUGGCUCUACUGCAGGGAUGAAGCAGAAGAUGCUGUUGGACUAUAAUGUCUUCAUGGCCAAAUAUGUCAACCCCCAGGCGCCACAGACAAGCCCAACUGCCACUGAGAGCCCUGGGCCCAGCCCCGAGAGCAGCCCCAAAACUACUAAAAAGACACGCAGGAGUUCAGAGGAACCUGCGGAGCCCGAGGCCUGGGUCAAUGCUUUUGUGGGACGGAUGUUCUGGGACUUCCUGGGAGAGAAAUACUGGGCUGAUGUAGUCUCCAAGAAGAUCCAGAUGAAGCUCAGUAAGAUCAGGCUGCCAUACGUUAUGAACGAGCUGACAUUGACAGAGCUAGACAUGGGCUUUUCCAUUCCUAAGAUCCUCAAUGCCUCCAAACCCUCUGUGGACCACCAAGGUCUGUGGUUCGAUCUUGAGGUCUCGUACACGGGGUCCUUCCUCAUGACACUAGAAACCAAGAUGAACCUGGCCCGUCUGGGGAAGGAGGGCGAGGGGCUCGGGGAGCAAGGAAAAGAGUGGCCACGGACGUACUGUCUGGCAGACAGCGAUGAGGAGUCGUCUAGUGCCGGGUCUUCGGAUGAAGAGGACCCCCCCGAACUCCUCAGUGACAGAGCCAUUCUUCCUGGAGCAGAGGGCUACGUGGGAGGCCACAGGCCCAGCAAGAUUAUGCGCUUUAUGGACAAGAUAGCCAAGUCGAAGUACUUCCAGAAAGCCACAGAGACGGAGUUCAUUAAGAAGAAGAUGGAGGAGGUGUCAAACACGCCCCUGUUGCUAACUGUGGAGGUGCAGGAGUUUCGUGGGACUCUGGCUGUCAACAUCCCACCACCCCCUACGGACAGGAUAUGGUAUGGUUUCCGGAGUCCGCCUCACCUAGAGCUUAAAGCACGGCCUAAACUGGGUGAGAGGGAGGUCACUUUAGUUCAUGUGACAGACUGGAUUGAGAAGAAACUAGACCAGGAAUUCCAGAAAAUAUUUGUGAUGCCAAAUAUGGACGAUUUAUGGCUACCCAUAAUGCACUCUGCCAUGGACACACGUUCGAAUGCCAACAUGGUUACUGUGACAAAUGAGGCCUUGAAGGACCAAGAACCUGAGGAGUCUGAGGUCUCCGAAGAGUGAAGACCGCUGUUCAAAGUGUGUGAUGACUGACAUGUUAUCACCAUGGCAAUAUGAUGAGUCCCCGCCCCUCUCAGAGACCCACAAGUGCAGCAACGGGCCGGGCCAACUCCAAUAUUUUUAACCAUGUUCCAGUCCCAUUGUUGCACCACACAUGAAGUGCGUCAAAAACUGUAAAUGGGGGCUGUGUCGUAAUCAUCUGGGGUGACUCCAAGCAGGGAAACGGAAGAGAGUUGUGACUCAUAGAUUGUCCUCCAAUCAGUUUUAUUCUUAAUAUGUUUCAUUUUCUGAUGGAAUUUAAUACAUGGGGCAUGUCCAGACUGCUUUAACAAACGUGUGUGUUGGUGGAUCAACAUAAUAGCCAUCAGAAGAACCAUAAGACCUGUGAUGUACAUCUGCACUAAACAUGAUAGUACAAUACAUUUUAGUGCGACCUUUCUAAUCGAGCAUUUUGUUGCUAAACAGUUCCAAAGCUUUGAAGCACCUGAUGAAGACAGUAUGAGUUUGAGGGAAACAUCCUAAGAUUUGGAUAAGAUUUUUCUGGAAGUCCCUGUCUCAAUUGAUACAUAUUUCACAGGGACAACUCAUUGAUCAACCAUCCACACUGCUGCCUGUGCCGGUCGCCUGGCACCUUUAUGCAAACAGAUCAACGGCACUUUGUCCAUCGAAGACACUAGGUCAGUUUAAAUCCACAAUGGACACAAUCACAACAUACAGCUUGUGUGCUUUUAACCAUGUGGUAGGGAUUAGAGUUAAAACUGACUUUAGAGGGGAACAUUUAAAAGUAUCUGCAAACACAGCAGCUAAACAUUGCCUAGGUCUGAUGAAUGUAAAAACUUGAAUGCAGCUCCUCAGCUGUUCAAGGAAUAGCUCAUUCACUGACAACGUGCUUCUACGCAACAUGCUUCAAGACUUCUUUUCAUGUUAUAUCCAGAGUUGAGCUAAAGUAAUAAUUUUGGUUUUAUUGCCAAAGCAAUUUUUCACUCCUGAGGUAAGCGUUGAGAAAAUAAGCAAUCGGUGUAUUCGCUUGUGUCCCUAUUGAGGCCACUGCAGUGAUGUACUGCACACGUUUGGACAGGAGACGAGAAAAACCCUGAGUUUUUAGGUCAUAAAAGAGGGAGACAAACUCACUCUUACCGCUUUAUUUGAAUAAGUGACAUACUGGAUAUUAGCCAUAUUAUUUAAUGUUGUCAGAAGACAUCCAGCUAAUGAAUGCUCUUAAAUUAUUUAUUGAUCUGCUGUUUUUCGUACUGUUUUCCAAGACAUACCAUUUUACUGAACAGCAGCGUUGUAUUCUGCCAAGACGCUAAGCUGCUUUACAGGCGACUAUUAUUUUGUACAUGUUUUGUUUAAAUAUAUGUGUUGGCAAAGUGUAAGAGGCAGAAAGUGCCUUUAAAAUAAACAUUCCUCCGUAGUCAGCCAUCACAUUUGUUGCAUCAGUCGAGGAUAUAGAAAGUGUCUUUGUGCCAUUACUGUGUCUGUCAAGACAUGCCCUAUGGUUUCACAAGUUUUGGUGUUGUUCUUUUGCACAGUGAUGACAAAAAUAUCAAACAUUACUGUUGUGUUCAGUGAUGUCAAAGAAUGUUACGGUUCUGAUCGUUGUGGAUCAAUAAAACCUAUUGCUUGGAAA